Molecule: messenger RNA, 4268 nt
Organism: Mesoplodon densirostris (Blainville's beaked whale)
Lineage: Eukaryota; Metazoa; Chordata; Mammalia; Artiodactyla; Ziphiidae
Product: putative testis-specific Y-encoded-like protein 3
Exons: 1
Coding region: 127-1191 (354 amino acids)
Biological process (GO): nucleosome assembly
Cellular component (GO): chromatin; nucleus
Molecular function (GO): chromatin binding; histone binding
Source: RefSeq, a predicted model, not a curated record
GGCCUCCCUGCCUACUACCCGCGGUCCCGCUGGGGUCGCUGCCAGCCACCCAGCCGCCCCUCUCGCUGCACCCGCAGUAUCGCCCGCGCGCCCCGAGCCCUUCCAGGCCAGAGGCUCCCGCAGGUGAUGGCGGACGAGGGUGCGGGGGGCCUGGAAACCGCCGCGCGCCGGGUCACCGCGUCUGGGGCCCAAGAGGCUGGGGGACGCGGGUAUCCCGACCCCGCAGCCCGCCCAGGGACCGCCCUGCCUGCCCCGGAGGGCCGGGAAGAGGCCUCCGCGGCCACUGACCUGAGCCCAGAAAACGGUCUUUUCGGGGACGGGGCCCCAGAAACCUGUGGCACAGAAGGGUGGGAGGCUCGGGCUGGAGCCGGCGGGAAGGCAGAGGAAGUGACGACUGGGGAGGGCGCCAUCUUCAUGGAGGAGGCGGAGCGGGAGGUGGGGAAGCAGCAUGUGGGAGAGGAGAUGGAGGUGGCCGAGAAGCUGGUGCGGGGGGAGAAGCUGGAGGUGGGAGCGGAGGCGCAGCAAGGCCCGGGGCCCCUGAACUUUGGUGGCCCAGCUGUGGACCCGCUGGAAGCCAUCCAGUGGGAGCUGGAGGCCGUGAGUGCCCAGGCGGACAGGGCCUACCUGCGCCUGGAGCGCAGGUUUGGGCGCAUGCACUGGUUGCACCUAGCCCGAAGGAGCUUCAUCAUCCAGAAUAUUCCUGGCUUCUGGGUCACUGCCUUCCUGAACCACCCGCAGCUGUCAGCCAUGAUCAGCCCCCGAGGCGAAGACAUGCUCUGCUACGUGAUGAAUUUGGAGGUGAGGGAGCACAGGCACGCCAGGACGGGCUGCAAGUUCAAGUUCAGUUUUUGGAGCAACCCCUACUUUCGGAACAAGGUGACAGUGAAGAAGUAUGAGUGCAGAUCCUCAGGCCGGGUGGUGUCAAUCGCAAGUCGCAUUUGCUGGCACUGGGGCCAGGAACCUCCGACUCUGGUACACAGGAAGCGGGACACCGUCCGCAGCUUCUUCAGCUGGUUCUCAAAGCGCAGCCUCCCGGAGGCCGACAGGGUUGCCCAGAUUAUUCAAGAGGACCUGUGGCCCAACCCCCUGCAGUACUACCUACUCUGGGAUAGGCCCCACAGAGCCAGGCAAGGCCUAGCAAGGUGGCCCACAGAGGCCCCUCCUAGGCCCUAUGGGUUCCAGUCUGGCUAAGUCCUGCCCUGGGACCUGGCCCCUACACAAGACUCCUUUCUGCCUCCUGGAGACCUGUGCUUAGGCCAGCCAUGGCACUCUGCUGUCUGCUUUCUGUUCCGUGUACUCUGACCCCUUUGGACUUAAGUGGACUCAGCUCCGAGAUUGUGGCCUUCAUGGCCACGCUCUUCUGUUUCCAUGUAGGCUCCAUGCAUCACAUGACUGUCACAUGCCGCAGUGUCUACCCAAGCACUCAGUGCUGUGGACAGGUACUACCAUCAUCAUGGCCUGGACCUGUCUUUGAUCAUGGCCUUCCACCCAUUUUGUGUGUGUGUGUGGUACGCGGGCCUCUCACUGUUGUGGCCUCUCCCGUUGUGGAGCACAGGCUCCGGACGCGCAGGCUCAGCGGCCAUGGCUCACGGGCCCAGCUGCUCCGUGGCAUGUGGGAUCUUCCCGGACCGGGGCACGAACCCGUGUCCCCUGCAUCGGCAGGCGGACUCUCAACCACUGUGCCACCAGGGAAGCCCCACCACCCAUUUUCAACAUGGGCACCCACAGGUCAUCACUAGGAGGACCAGUGCCUCUUUGAGGCCUACUCCUUCAAGGCCACAGCAUGCCGGGCUUCAUACUUAUGCUGACCCCACACCUGUCCGUGGCAAGCUGAGUCUUGUCACCCAAGAGGAAGUGGGUGCAUUUGGUCAGCCAGACUUGGACAUUCCAGGACCUCAGGACCACAGGUCAGGCUAAUGGACUGUUGGGCAUCUAACAGAAUGGGCAUGGGGUGAGGUCAAGGACAUGAAGCAGUGGGCAAUGCAUUCUUUGUGAUCACACUGCUCUUCUUACCCCUGUGUUGGUUCUACUUCCUGACCUGCUACUGACUUGUGAAGGUCUGUGUCCUACCUGUGUCUGGUCAUCGCCCUUCUCAUGAGUUUCACCCAUGUUGCCAGCGACCUUGUUGCCUGCUCCCAGGUCUAUAAGGACCUCAAGAACUGCCUGUGAACGCAGGUGGGCCACCUGCCAACGCACAAGAGCUCCCAAACCCCCAGGAACUCUGCCACGCUGUUAUAUCUGGGCAUGCACUUAAGGCAGGGGCAGUAAUGGAGUCCCUUCCAGAAGCCUACCUUCCUGAGCUCCAGUCACUGGACUCACACAGAACCCAACUCCCCUGUCUCCACUUGUUUUUAGGCUGCCAGCUUGGGGGUGCUGGAGAGGGGGUGUUUCUGCUCAUGAGGCCUUUCUCCACCUGCUGAGAUCUCACAUGUUUCUUUUUAUUUUCUUUAAAGUGAUAGCUCAGAAACAAAAUAACUGAAGAAGCAAGGUUUUUUACAAACAGCUGAGGAGACAGGCUUUCUUGUUGAAUUUGCCUCUCUGAUUGUCUCCAGAGAGGGAGGGUUGUCCUGUAGCUUGGUGGAGCUCUCGUUGCCCCCUCUGCUCCAGGGCCCUGACCCCCUCAGCAACGGGGGGCAGCACAGGGCCCCUGAGCAGAGACACCAGGAGCUCCGGGCCCGCAGGGAUAGCACAUUGUUCUGUUUCGUGCUUUGUUCUUGGAGACUAACUUUAGCUCCAACUCUACUUUCUUCUCCUUUCGCCGGAUCCAAACCCUCAUGGGAUCCUGUUAGUACAGGAGCUUAGCUGUGCCCCCCUCCUAAGACCCCCUAAGACAGUUUUUUGGGGCUGUCUCCAUCUCAUUUUGAGGGAGUGACCAUACCUAGGCCCCUUCCCGUGGAAGGCCUUCUUUUCUGCUCCCGAGGACCUGGGGAGGCCUUAACACAAAAUAAAGGAGGGGGGCUGCUCUUGGCAGGGGCGUGCAAGAGAAGUUGGAGCCAGCUGGGAAGACAGGGAUGGAGGAGGGCCUGCAAGGUGCAGGGAGGGGAGCCCCCGAAUCUUCCUAACUUUUUUGAUUCACCAACUGAUAUUUUAAUUUAAAAAAAUUUUUUUUAAUUUAUUUGUAUUUGAUUAUUCCAGUUUCUAAAAAUUUUGAUGGUCAACCCUAUUGAGGAAAUUUGUUGAUUUUUUUUAACAUCUUUAUUGCAGUAUAAUUGCUUUACAAUGGUGCGUUAGUUUCUGCUUUAUAACAAAGUGAAUCAGUUAUACAUAUUCAUAUGUCCCCAUAUCUCUUCCCUCUUGCGUCUCCCUCCCUCCCACCCUCCCUAUCCCACCCCUCUAGGUGGUCACAAAGCACCGAGCUGAUCUCCCUGUGCUAUGCAGCUGAGCUGCUUCCCACUAGCUAUCUAGUGGGAUAUAUAUGUCCAUGCCACUCUCUCACUUCGUCCCAGCUUACCAUUCCCGCUCCCCGUGUCCUCAAGUCCAUUCUCUACGUCUGCGUGUAGAUUUUUUUUAAAUUAAUUUUUAUUGGAGUAUGGUUGCUUUACGAUGUUGUGUUAGCCUCCACUGCACAACAAAAUGAAUCAGCCAUACACAUACAGAUAUCCCUUCCCUUUUGGACUUCCCUCCCAUUUAGGUUACCACAGUGCAUUAGGUAAGAGUUCCCUGUGCUAUACUGUAUGUUCCCAUCAGUUGUCUAUUUUAUACAUAGUAUCAAUAAUGUAUAUGUGUCAAUCCCAGUCUCCCAGUUCCUCCCACCCCACCCCUUUCCCCCUUGGUAUCCAUACGUUUGUUCUCUACGUCUGUGUCUCUAUUUUUGCUUUGCAGAUAAGAUCAUCUAUACCAUUUUUCUAGACUCCACAUAUAUGUGUUAUUAUACAAUAUUUGCUUGUCCCUUUCUGACUUACUUUACUCUGUAUGGCACUUUCUAGGUCCAUCCACGACUCUACAAAUGAUCCAUUUUUAUUCCUUUUUAUGGCUGAGUAAUAUUCCAUUGUAUAUAUGUACCACAUCUUUAUCCAUUCCUCUGUUGAUGGACAUUUAGGUUGCUUCCAUGUCCUGGCUAUUGUAAAUAGUGCUUCAGUGAACAUUGGGAUGCAUGUGUUUUUUUGAAUUAUGGUUUUCUCUGGGUAUAUGCCCAGUAGUAGGAUUGUUGGGUCAUAUGGUAGUUCUGUUUUUAGUUCUUUAAGGAACCUCCAUACUGUUUUCCAUAGUGGCUGUAUCAAUUUACAUUCUUGCCAACAGUGUAUGAGGGUUCCCUUUUCUCCACACCC